AUGGGUAGUAGUAGUGUUGAAUCGUUGUUGGAGAAGCACGCGGUGGUGAAGUGGGUUGUCGGAGUUAUGAUCGUGGGUGUAUCAGUAUUGGGUAUAUAUGCUUCUGGGCCAUUUGGGUUGUGGAAAAGGAAUGGUGGUAGUAGAAGAAGGAACAAAAAACCGAUUCGUGUUUACAUGGAUGGGUGCUUUGAUAUGAUGCAUUAUGGUCAUUGUAAUGCUUUGCGUCAGGCUCGUGCUCUUGGUGAUCAAUUGAUUGUUGGGGUUGUUAGUGAUGAUGAAAUUAUUGCUAAUAAGGGUCCUCCUGUUACCCCUUUACAUGAAAGGUUGAUUAUGGUGAAUGCUGUGAAAUGGGUUGAUGAGGUUAUUCCGGAAGCUCCGUAUGCGAUAACGGAGGAAUUCAUGAAGAAGCUUUUUGAUGAGUAUAAUAUAGAUUACAUUAUUCAUGGGGAUGAUCCUUGUGUUCUUCCUGAUGGAACGGAUGCUUAUGCUCAUGCCAAAAAGGCUGGCCGUUAUAAACAGAUCAAGCGCACUGAAGGAGUUUCUAGCACUGAUAUUGUUGGUCGAAUGCUGCUCUGUGUAAGAGAAAGGACUAUUACCGAUUCCCAUAAUCAUUCUUCUUUACAAAGACAGUUCAGUAAUGGCCGUGGUCAGAAGUUUGACGAAGGUGUUGUUGCUAGUGGAACCCGUGUAUCUCAUUUUCUGCCUACAUCUCGUAGAAUUGUUCAGUUCUCAAAUGGGAGGAGUCCAGGACCCGAUGCACGCAUUGUAUAUAUAGAUGGCGCUUUUGAUCUCUUUCAUGCCGGACAUGUGGAGAUCUUGAGGCUUGCCAGGGCUCGUGGAGAUUUUCUUCUUGUUGGGAUACACACGGAUCAGACAGUCAGUGCAACUAGGGGAUUGCAUCGUCCCAUCAUGAGUCUUCACGAAAGAAGUCUAAGUGUCUUAGCAUGUCGCUAUGUGGACGAGGUUAUAAUUGGUGCACCGUGGGAGGUGUCCAAGGAUAUGAUCACAACGUUUAACAUCUCGGUAGUUGCUCAUGGAACAUGUGCAGAAAAUACUGAUUUUCAGAAGGAACAAUCGAAUCCGUAUGCGGUUCCCAUUAGCCUUGGCAUAUUCCAAGUUUUAGAUAGUCCUUUAGAUAUAACAACUACUACAAUAAUUAGGAGGAUUGUGUCGAAUCAUGAGGCAUACCAGAAACGCAAUGAGAAGAAAGGUGAGAGUGAGAAAAAAUAUUAUGAGAGCAAGACUCACGUGUCUGGAGACUGA
This is a messenger RNA of Vicia faba (fava bean), 1263 nucleotides long. The record is from the annotation of a GenBank genome assembly. NCBI's taxonomy places the organism in Eukaryota, Viridiplantae, Streptophyta, Magnoliopsida, Fabales, Fabaceae.